AUGAAUGAUGCGACGACUUCCCUGCUCACGGAGCACUUCAGCUACACCCCGUUGUCGCUGAUUGAUGACAUGAUCAAUUCGAUCAACAAUCUGAUCUACCAGGCAAUUUCAAGUCUUGAGUCGGGUUUACUCGCAACUCCGCCUGAGCGCCUGGGUUUUUCGCACGCUGCCAAUGGCCCCACCAUUGCCGAUACAGAUGAUGAUGGCAACAUUGUGUACCCGGAGGCAAAGUUGGAGCUUGAGAAUGGGUUACACCAGUUAGAGACGCUUCUUGAGGCAAACGUGGAUAAGGCAUUCGAUAAAUUUGAGAUUUACGUGCUUCGAAAUAUCCUAACCGUGCCCGAGGACCUACUCUCUUAUGUGCGACUGAAGCAUUAUGAGGGACUCUCGUUCACCCAAUCGCCGGAUACACCCACUCCUGAAUCCAUUGCCGCCCAGCGAAAAAAGCUACUCGAGACGAGGAAACUGAACCGGUCGUUGAAAGAUGAAUGCGCGCGAAACGCAGCUGUGAUUUCUCAAUUGAACGGAAUCCUCUCGACAGUCAAGAAGACUACAGAUGAUGGUGGAGAUGAGAAAUCCAAGACAACGCCACCAGUUGAUUUAUCUUUCUUGACAUCAAGCCCUGCUGCGAAACAACUUCGCGUUGGCGUUGAUACAGGAUCAAACACCAAACACAUGCCCCUCACCACCAAUACAACCUUCAUCCUUACUCAACUACCUGCACUACAGGCAACGCUCCAGAGUCUACGGCCUAAGCUGGCCUCGUUACCAGGCUCUGUCACUGAGAUGGAAUUCAAGUCCAAGAGAGAUGAGCGGAAAGAAUACAUCGAAAGUCGGAUCAGAUUACAUCUCGAGCGGGCUGGUCAGCUUGCAUUAGGUGAUGACGGGAACCCCGUUGUUGCUGGUCGCCGCAUUGAUAUAUCUGAGGCCCAUGCACUAGAAAGUGUGGCCAAGAUGCUUGCGCUAAGAAAGUCUACAUAA
This is a messenger RNA of Penicillium angulare, 981 nucleotides long. RefSeq names its product MIND complex subunit MTW1. Gene Ontology annotation, cellular component: nucleus; chromosome, centromeric region. Gene Ontology annotation, biological process: mitotic cell cycle; protein localization to kinetochore; kinetochore assembly. Bases 1 to 981 code for a protein of 326 amino acids. The transcript is spliced from 3 exons. The record is from RefSeq and is a predicted model, not a curated record. NCBI's taxonomy places the organism in Eukaryota, Fungi, Ascomycota, Eurotiomycetes, Eurotiales, Aspergillaceae.